AUGGGCUCGACUCCAUGUCAAUGCCAACUGUUUCCGACAUAUGCGUUUUUGGCCCUCACAUUGAAACGCCCGCCGGUUCAUACUACAAUCAGUUUCGUUCAUGCUGUGAUGGAGAAAGUGAUGCCGAGGCCCACAGGCGGCCGAGACAGACCCGAGAGCAAGCCGUCGAUGACCGACGACGUCCUUCCCCCGCUCCAGGUGGUGCCGCCGCCCCCAAAAUUAAAGCAGAAGCGAAUAUCGUUCAGCAUGUGGCGCCAAGCAGAGGUCAUCCCUGCUGUGAACCGAGUGUCACUGCAAGUGACGGCCGAAGAGCGGAAAAAGCUGGAGCAGGGGCUCGAGGAAGAUGCGAUUCGAUUCAUGUGGACCCCAGAUUCGCAGCUGCGGCUGUCAUGGGAUGCGCUCAUUGCCGUGGUGACCGUCUUCUUCGCCUACCGCCUCCCGUACAGCUUAGCGUUCGAGUCGGACGUGGACUUUCAAGAGCAGGCGUGGUCGAUCGCGUUCAACUCGAUCGCAAACGUCCUGUACAUCAUCGACGUCGUGGCGAAUUUUCGCACCGGCUAUCGCAGCGACGUCGAAGUGGUGCUGGAUCCCAAACAAGUUGCCAUCAACUACGCCAAGACGUGGUUCCUCGUGGACGUAGCCGGGUCCAUUCCGUUUGAGCUAUUUAUUAAGACAGGAGACAGUGGUAUUGAGCGCAAGGCCGUCAAGACGUCGCUCAAGUACCUGAAAAUUCCCAAACUGUUUCGGUUGGCGCGUAUCAUCCGAUUCGUCCGCAAGCACAUGCAGUUCAUGUAUGCGUUCCAGCUGUCGUUCUUGUACAUCUCGGUGGUCCACUGGAUCGCAUGCUUGGGGCCAAGCAUGCUCACCCUCGACGUGUCCGAGUACGUGCCGUUCUCACGCUACGGCAUCUUCCUCUACAUCUCCGUCACGGCGCUGUUCGAUCUGGGCAAGAUGGAAGGGUUUCCCGCGGACGAACAGAUCAUCUUGGCCGCGUUAUCCGUGUUUGGGUUCUUCCUUGUGUGUCUUGUGUCGGCGAGCAUCACAGCCAUCUUUGUCAGUCAAACGUCGCGCGCGUCCGAGUACCAGGAGAAGAUCCAGUCUGUCAUGGCCGACCUCAAAGCCCUCCAAGUGCCACGGGAACUGCGCCUCGCCGCGAAAAAUUACUACGAGAUGCUCUGGCGCGUGAAAAAGACAUCGGACCGGUAUGAAAAGUUCAUUUACGAAGACCAGGACUUGUCGCCGACGAUCCGCGCCGAGAUUGCGCUGCACAUCCACCGCCGCGCCAUCGCGGUCGUGCCGCUGUUCAAGGGCUGCACCGACGACUGCCUCGCCACCGUCGUCAUGAGGCUCAAAACGCACUUGUACAUGGCGCACGACGUGAUCUUCCACCGGGGCGAGCCAGGCCGGUCCAUGCUCAUCAUCAUUCGCGGCAAGGUCAAGAUCAUCGGUCCGGACAACCGCACCCUUGUGGCCGUGCUCAAGGAGGGCAGCUUCUUUGGCGAAAUCGGGCUGCUGCAAAACACGACGCGGUCGUGCACGGUGGUGGCGUCGACGUUUUGCGAAAUGAAAUCGCUCGCACAGGCCGACGCCGAAGUGAUCUUUUCGCUGUACCCGCACAUUUUGGAGCGGCUGUAUCGCGAGUCGGACCGCCGCAAGCGCGACAACUCGUCCAAGAACAGCUUUUGCUCGAUCAAGGUGCUCGACAACGCCCACACCGUGGACAAAGAGUCCAUCGACCAGUUCGACGCCCGGUAUAGUGGGUCUAGGUCCUUGCGCGAAGGCAAGGCGGUGUCGCCCGGCGAGGCCAAGUCGUCCAUCCUGAUGAACUUGGACGAUAAGAACGCCUCCAACUUCUGGACGACAGACGAUGGCGCGAGGCUGCGUGCCUCACCUGAUGCAUCUGCACGGACGAUGGAUCGGACGAUGGAAAGCCUCGCGAAUUUGCGAAUGGACGUGGACGACUUGAAGGACAUGCUCGGGACGGUGUUGGGGAAUCAAAAGCUGCUGGUGGAAAAGCUGUCGGAGCUGGAGGCGCGGUCGACGACGCAUGGCCACCACGCCCAUCGAAAGCGGACCAAGGAAACACCUGACCAUCACGUGCCGUUGAAGAAGGAAGGGUCGUUGAAGCGACGGGAUUUGCUGCACAUGACGGGCGAGAGCGACCGAUCCAUCAAACUCAACGGGACCGGCAGCAACGGCACAAAUGAAGACGACAAGGUCGUGAACCGACUCAUGGUCGAGCUUGAACGCCCGAAAACGUAACGGGACUCGUCGUUUAUACUCCUAGUACAGUUACUGUACUGGACACCUCCA
Messenger RNA from Aphanomyces astaci, 2313 nucleotides. RefSeq lists its product as hypothetical. The coding region runs from base 1 to 2262 and encodes 753 amino acids. Gene Ontology annotation, molecular function: voltage-gated potassium channel activity. The transcript has 11 exons. Gene Ontology annotation, biological process: potassium ion transmembrane transport; regulation of membrane potential. Lineage: Eukaryota; Oomycota; Saprolegniomycetes; Saprolegniales; Verrucalvaceae. The record is from RefSeq and is a predicted model, not a curated record.